AUGCCAGUGUUGCUAAAACUAAAGGUCGAUGGUCACCCACACCAGCUUGAGUUGAAAAACAGCAAAGUUCCUUUCUAUUGCGAUGGAUGCAUGGAGCUAGGAUUUGGAUUUUGCUACCAAUGUCCCAACAAGGACUGCGAUUAUAUUCUCCAUGAGACGUGUGGGAUUCGUCGGCCUCAGACAUUUCACAAAUUUUUUGAGACCUGCGACUUCAAAUUUCACAAGGAAAAUCCACUGGGAGGCACCCGAGUCUGCGACGCCUGUGCCUUGGAGAUACAAGGCUUAUUGUACCAGUGCUCCCAUGGGGAUAAAGAUUUACAUCCCUGCUGCGCAAACCUUCCACCGGUCUUUUCCCUCCCGGGUCUCGACAUGGAAAUCUACCUACGCAAAGAGAUCAAAUCGAAAUGCUUAAAAUGCCAAAGCAGGAAAAGAUCAUCAGGCAAAGUCCAGGGUUGGUCCUAUGUUUCUUCGGAUGGUGCGUACUGUUACCAUGUGGCCUGCUUGAGAGGAGCCUUGCUUGAGAAUUGGAAAUUGGGUUAUUUCCAACUUGAUGUUGCUGCUGCUGCUGAUGAGAAUACAAAAACCCUUGCCUUGCAAAAGCUUGCUCCAAAAGAAGUAGCCCUCCAAGGUAGGGGGCAAACCUCCAAAGUAACGAAGGGUAUCAAGUGGUUGAUCAUAUUUCUCAAGCUGGUCAUUUCUGCUAUAUUUGGAGAUCCAUUGUCUCUAAUUGCUAACUUGUUUAUCAGCCUAUGA
This is a messenger RNA of Theobroma cacao (cacao), 753 nucleotides long. RefSeq lists its product as uncharacterized. NCBI's taxonomy places the organism in Eukaryota, Viridiplantae, Streptophyta, Magnoliopsida, Malvales, Malvaceae. The record is from RefSeq and is a predicted model, not a curated record.